This is a messenger RNA of Sphenostylis stenocarpa, 237 nucleotides long. Lineage: Eukaryota; Viridiplantae; Streptophyta; Magnoliopsida; Fabales; Fabaceae. The record is from the annotation of a GenBank genome assembly.
AUGCCUCCGCUUCCAAAUUGGAUUCUGAGAGCAAGAGUUUGGAAUUUGUGCUGCCAUGGACGUCCCAUUACAGAUAAAAAGUUGGCAAGUUUUGGCAAUCCACAUGGUGAAUGUGGAGCAUUUAGCAAGGGCAGUUGCGAAACCAAAAACGAUGCUUUGUCCAUUGUACAAAAUCCAAGCACAAUGAGUUGUGCACAGGAUAUGGUUCAGACACUCGCUCUGGAAGCAGUUUGUUAG